This is a messenger RNA of Lathyrus sativus (Indian pea), 480 nucleotides long. The record is from the annotation of a GenBank genome assembly. Lineage: Eukaryota; Viridiplantae; Streptophyta; Magnoliopsida; Fabales; Fabaceae.
AUGCCUCGUAAACGCUUCGGAAUCCAGGAACCCCAAACAGCUAUGCAACAUGCCCAAUACUAUCUGAAGAAAAUAGGACUAGGGCCAAAUAACUACUACUUCUGGAAACAAAUUGGGAAGGCUUUGAUAUGCACCUAUACAGUGAUGGGUGCAGCGUGGUUAUACAACGAGACGUCGCCAUUGGGUUGGUGGACGCUGAAGCCAAUGCCAAAGGAAGAGAAAGAUAUGGCUCAUUUGUAUGAGCGGCGUGAGUUUCCGUAUCCCGGUGACUCAGAAGCUAUGGAGGAGUUUGUUAAACAAGGUGGAAUGAUUGGAACAACUAUUGGACCUAAAGGAAUGGUGGAGAAUGAUAUGGAUGAAAGUGAUUAUAAGAAGGAGCUUAAGGAUAAGAAGUUUGAGCAGGAGGCUCAGAAGCUUUGGUUGAGGAUGAGGAAUGAAAUUAUUGCUGAGCUUCAGGAGAAGGGUUUUGAAGUAGAAUGA